Scatophagus argus is the source of this 6663-nucleotide messenger RNA. It is a transcript of the gene phf3, whose product is annotated as PHD finger protein 3. Gene Ontology annotation, cellular component: nucleus. The coding region runs from base 969 to 6032 and encodes 1687 amino acids. Gene Ontology annotation, biological process: DNA-templated transcription. The transcript is spliced from 16 exons. The record is from RefSeq and is a predicted model, not a curated record. Lineage: Eukaryota; Metazoa; Chordata; Actinopteri; Scatophagidae.
AUUCAAGAGCUUCCACUUCAUUUGGCCAGCUGCAUUUUUGGCCUUGCUUCAUCCUUUGAAACAAUGGCUGCUCCACCAGAGACACUCACUGUAUACAAAGCUGAUUCAGAAUUUGUAUUCGAUAAUGUGAUCAUGUGCUCCCUCUGUGUUUUCAAAUAUAGAGGCAGCUCUGAAUGGCUGGUUCAUAUGGUGUUAUUUCACAUUUAAAAAUUAGUGAAGAGAACCAGUUUUAUAUUUCCAUAGCAUGCAUACAUCCUUCAAGACUGGAUAAAUCUUGGUGUAUCUUCUUUUUUUUAACCUCUUGCCUUUGUCUUACAAUAAAAAUGUUGAUCGUCUCUUGUAAGAAGACUUUUAAGUAGAAUUCAAGAUGAAUCAAAUCAGCUUAAUCUAAAAGAUAGAUAGUUCAUGUGAUAACUGUAUUUUAGCUGUAGGGAAUAUUGUUAAUGUAAGGACUUUGGAUGUGUCACCAACAGUAGCUUAGGUUCUACUCGUUGUUCUUCAUGGUUCCCGCAUACAGCUUAGUUUGCACAAAAGACUAGAACCUGCAUUUCAAAAAAUAAAUGAUUUUUGAAUUUUAAAUGAUGUUGCUUUCCAGGAAAAAUGGUAUCUAAUAUUUCACUUUGUGACCUUUACAUGUGGAUAUAAACAUUUUUCCCCCCUCAUGAAACUUUUGAAUGUCUUUAAAAAAGGCGACUCAAACAACAUAGUGUGCUUUCUCAAGUUCUCAUGACCUCAUGUUCAAAACCAUACUAUAGAUUUACGUUAUGUUUUUACUACCCAUUACCAGCUGCUAUGCUACCUGUAAACAGAAACCACGUGACAAGCAGUGCUGCCUGUCAGGGGCUUUGCAGCAGUGGGGCGAAUGACGGCUGAGUUAGAGGAAGUUAGUGAGAGCAGCUGUGCUAGUAUGUAACCUCACGCGAGUUGGGUACAGCGUUGCACUAAGAGAGAGAAAGGCAGCGGCAUUCAUGGAUAUUGUGGACACCUUUAACCAUCUAAUACCCAGUGACCAGUUGGAUGAGUCCCUGAUAAUCGGCCAGAAUUUGGAAUGUGAAGCCAGUAAUGAGUUUGGAACAGGAAUCCGACUUGAAGAUUCACUGAAGAACAUGCUCAGUGACAAAGAUCCUAUGUUUGGGUGUGCAAGCUCUCAGUUCAAUUUACUGGACAAUGAGGAUUCAGCUUUUCAGGUUACUGGCUCGAAAGGUCUCGAUGGUGGUUCAACAUCCACAGGCCUCAGCAGAGAACUGAGAGUAGCAGAGACCUCACAAGUGAAGCGACCUGUUGGCAGACCAAGGAAACGUCCCCGUAAUAUAGAUUCAGAACAUAGCCGUGGUCCACAACCUUCUAACACAUCCACCAGCACUAUGGCUCGAGGACGACCAGGAAGGAAACCAGCGAACAGGGUGCAGAAGUCAUUUCUUAUUGAGAAAGGAGUUAAAGGUGCUCAGCUGAAGAAAGAAUUAACUUUGGGAGGACGUGUUAAUGUUAAAGAUCUUGAUGGUGGAUUAUGGCUGAAUCCUACAGUUGUGUUGAGACGACUGACAGUCACAAUUGGAGGAUUUAAGAUUGAGCUGCUUCCUGGACCCUCUUAUGCACAGAAUGUUGAAGCUACCCAGGCUGCAUACCUUGAAGAUGGCUUAUCUCACGGUGGAGGUGUUGGAUUUACUGUAUUGCCAGAUAAUGCUGCUGUCAAUGUGGAGAAUCCUGUACCUGAUAACAUGGCAGAGAUGGAUGUGACUGAGAAUAGCUCUGCUGAUGAUGCAGCUGUUGGCUUGGGUCCUUAUGUGAAUCCUAACGAUGUGCAGUCCUCCAAAGAUACAUUAGGGAGUGUUUGUGCGCAAGAGACAAAGCUUGACAAUCACAGUGUUUCUGGAAAGCAGAAGCCAGUCAGUAAAGGAAAAGAUGACAUCAAACCACCACAAAGCACUGAAAAUAAUGGAACAUCUGAUAGUAAUAAGACUGAUGUUAAAGAAAAAGAACAGACUGUGGCCAAAACACUGCUUAAGUCUAAACAAGGACUGACUUCUAACAAGAAUAAAGACUUGGUUUCUGGUAAACCAAACAACACGAUUAAGGGACAAAAAGUAUCCCAAAACAUGCCAUCGACAGUCAUCCAAAGAGAAGACCUGCACAAAAUGAAAUCUCUAAAGGAAAAGAAAGAUAUUGCACCUUUGAAAAGGCCUGCAGAAAAUACCCAAAGUGAGAAUACUCCUAAAGUGCAAAAGAUACAGGCUUCAGGAGAUAGUAAAGUAAAGCCAAAAUUAGCAAGUACAACUAGCUCAACAGUGAAGAAGAUCCCAUCAUCUGGUAACCGUGUCGAUCAGCAGACUCCAAUUAAACAAACUCAUCUUCACAACAGCUCCAAAACUGAGACUACUCACCCGGCACACAGUCGUCCAGGCCAUUCUUUAAAAACACCUGACGAAGGAGGGCUGGAAAAGCCCAAACUGAAAAAGCCAGAAAAAAUCCUUCAAAGACAGAAAAGUAAAAAUGUGAGGAGCAUCUCUGUGGAUGAGCCGCAGCUGUUUAUUCCAGAUAACGCUCCUGUUGUGAAGAAAGAAACUUCUGAAGAGCAGCCUGCUAACAGUGAGACCGUAUGGGACGGAAACAACUGCUGUGGACUGUGCAAAAAACACCACAAUAACAUGUUCAUGGUAGGCUGCGGCCGCUGUGACGACUGGUUCCAUGGCGACUGCGUUGGUCUUGAUCUGACGAAAGUUCGCGAAAUGGAGGAGGAGGACCAGAUGUAUGUGUGCUUGAAGUGCUGUGAGGAGGAAAGCAAAAAAGUGGCGCCCGAGCCCAUAAGUGUAACCAAACCAGAAGUUCAAGCCAAGACUGAGGUACAGGAUAAUAAGCUGCCGCCCAAGCCCCGACCAGGACCUUCCCAGACAAUCACACAUGCAGGGGUCAGACCAGUAAGAAAGGAUCCUGAUAGAAAGCAGUCGACUGAUGUGAGAGAAGCAGCUCAUAAAACAGGCGUUCAUCUGAAACAAGAGACGAAAAGUAAGAUUCCAUCUUCAGCUUCAAAGAAACCCGUGUCUGUGGAGUCAAUCAGGCGAAGUGUGCGUGAUUCUCUGAAAGAAAUCCUCAUACAGAGGUUGAAGGAAUCUGAUUUGAACAUCUCAGUGGACAGGGCCUCUGAAGUUGCCAAGAAGACGGAGCGAGAGCUUUUUCACUUGUAUAAAGACACUGACAACAAGUACAAGAACAAGUACAGGAGCUUAAUGUUCAACCUCAAAGAUACUAAAAACAAUGUCCUCUUUAAGAGGGUUCUCAAAGGGGAAAUAUCUCCUGAAAACCUAAUUCGAAUGAGCCCCGAGGAACUGGCUUCGAAAGAAUUGGCUGCUUGGCGAAAAAGAGAGAACCGACAUACUAUUGAGAUGAUUGAAAAAGAGCAAAGAGAGGCAGAGAGACGACCGAUCACUAAGAUCACACACAAAGGUGAAAUUGAAAUUGAGAGCCAAGAGCCAGUGAAAGCACCUGAGCCUGCAGAGCUUGAGCCUCCUCCCAAAGUGACAGAAGUCUCACCAGAACCUCCAGAAUCCCCUGAGAAGAAAGCAGAGGGAAUCAAGACAGAGAAAGACACUACUAAUCAGCACAAGUCACACUUAUUUGAUCUACACUGCAAAAUCUGCACAGGACGUAUGGCGCCCCCUGUGGAGGAGGCACCAACCAAAGUGGUCAAAGUUGCUACCACAGUGGUUAGGAGACAGUCCACCAAAACUGAAGAGACGAAGGGCACAACACCACCAGCAAUGGACGAUGACCUACAUCUCACUGUUUUAGAGGAGAGCUUCCGAAAUGCUCAGUCAGGCUAUGAAGGAAGGUCUGAUCAUACAGCCGGAAGAGAUGAAGAGGCUGCUUUCCUCUCUAACCUGAAGCCCCUUUGGCGUGGAUUCAUUCAUAUGCACGCUGUCGCAAAGUUGGUGACAAAAGCUUUCCCCGUCUCAGGCACUGUGGACAACUUGACUGAGGACCUCCCAGAUAGCAUUGUAGUUGGUGGAAGGAUAAGUCCACAGAUAGUGUGGGACUACUUGGAAAAGAUUCGGGCAACUGGAACAAAAGAGGUGUGCCUGAUUCGCUUCUCCCCUGAGACGGAGGAAGAUGAGAUCUCCUAUACUCUUCUCUAUGCCUACUUCAGCAGUCGUAGGCGAUUUGGGGUGGUGUCCAAUAAUCUGAAACAAGUGAAGGACAUGUAUCUCAUUCCUUUGGGUGCCACCGAAAAAGUCCCACAUCAGCUUGUUCCCUUUGAUGGGCCAGGUUUAGAAAACAACCGUGCCAACCUGCUCCUUGGGCUCAUAAUUCGCCAGAGACCAAAAAGGGAUUUUCUCCCUGUGGACAUGAACGAAACUGCGAGGAUUAUUCCUGAAGCUAGGCCCAUCGCUAUUUCUACAAAAGAACCCAGAGCAGUAGAAGGGGAUGAGAAAUUGUUUCUCUCUUCCUUGUCUGCGGCACAUAAUAAAGAGAAGGACAAACCACUUAACACCACUGAAGAUGUUGAUGAACCAAUUACGGAGUCUUUUGAAGAACCAUCUGUAUCAGAGGAGACCAACAAUCAGGAGCCUCAAAAACCACUGCGCUUUCUUCCAGGUGUGUUGGUAGGCUGGGGUGGGGAAUUACCACCUCUGCCAGAUGUUGGAGGUAAACCUGCAGUAGUAGCAGAUGACAUCCAGAAGACUCAACCAGUUCCAAAAACAGAGGCAUCAACUGGAAACACAAAAAGUCCAACAGCUGCUGCACCGCGAGAGCGCUUUGUCAUCAAGAAGAAAGAAGCUAAACCUGUUAAAGCUGAACCGGAGCUAUCCAGCCCGACCGAUAACUCUGCUGCUAACAGCUCAUCAGAAAAGGAUGUUACAGUGGUGACCCAUGGUGCAUCGGUCUCUCUGAAAGACAAGCCUCCAGAUGUAUCGACUGAAGCCUUCCUGGAAAGCUUGUCAGCAGCUCCAACCGGGACUGAAACUAGCAGCGCUGCCUCUGCAAACAAAGGCAAUGCUGGCCUUUUGUCUGAAACUGAAAAAGGAACAUCUGAAGGGAAUCCUUUGUCGCAGUCUAAGUCCCAGGCUGCUCCAGCUCACGCAAGUAGCUCAAAACCUCCUUUAAGUGGAAUAUUGAAAAAAUCUUCAGCUUACUCCAGUGUGAAUGAAGAAAAAACAAUGGUGCUACAAAAGGAUAAACCCAGCCACCCAUCUCCUUCAAACCCUAAACCUGUUCCCGUGUUGGGCAGCACUAGAAAUGAUACAGUUACAGUAUUUCACCAGGGGUAUUUACAGAUAUCUCAAACCAAGAACAAACCUGAGGAAGAAAACAAAACAAUGGUUCGAUCAUUUCCUCAUGAGAAUGAAGAUGCUGGCAUGUCCCAGGCUUGUACUACAAUAACUCAGACAGUAUGUCCUCCGACAGUCCAAGGACCCCAAGAAUUGUGUCACACAGAAGCCUCUGAGCUCCAACACAAUCCUCUAACUGCACAAGCUCUCCCACCAUACAGCAAUGCUGCAUCUAUUCUGUCACAGCAGCAACAGCCUCAGGUACCUGGCAGCUAUGACUCCCCAACUGACCCACACACACAGGAUCAGAACCACAGCACACCGUGGGCUCAGGAAGACACUUCGCUCACUGCUCCGGGACUUCAGUCACAUCUUGGCGAAAGCUACUCUGAUCAACCUGGCCGACCGUCGUCCCUGGCCAAAGACUACAAGCAUGUAGAGGAGCGGCACAGCGACCCGUGGGAGAGGCCACGAAACACAGAGGAGAAAGACCACCACGGGAGGCACAGCCACCACAGGGACUCCCAUCACGGGAAAAAGAGCAGACACCACGACCGGGAGCGGGAGAGAAAGUACGAUCGCAGCCACGACGAUAAGUACAGAGACAGGAGUAAGUACUACGGACACUCGGACGACCGCUAUGGUGAGAAGAGGAAAGAGAGGCAGUACAGCGACGACUACGGCAGCCGUCAUAAGGACAGACACAGACAUAGACGAGACUCUGAUUAUGAAAAUGGACGUAGAAGUUCAAAAGACAGUUACUCAUAAUUAUGUUUUGUUCUUUAAAGUCCUGCUAGCGACUGUUCAGGGCUCUAAGAAAGACUGUCAGCUUUGGGUCAUUUGGAUGGUUUGAAUAUGGCUGAAAGUGGAGUUGUUUGUUUAUUGUUAUAUACAACGGUCUGCAGCUCAUUUGCUGUUUUCAAGUUACAUUUUAUGUUAUUUACAGUACAGCCAAAAUGAAAUAUCAUUUCAGUGGAAUUGUGAAGAUCUUUAUAGAUACGUUCUUUUCACCAAGAACUGAAUAUCGUAAUAUUUUCAACUUUUUAACCUUUUAUUGUGUAUAUUCAGACUGAACUGCUGUACUGACUACAGAUGACCAGUAAAUGUCUUCAGUCUCGUAACAUACAAAACAAGUGUGGACCAUUUUGGGGAAAAAAUUUGACUUGGCAUGAACGUAACACAGAAAACAUUUAACUGGGGUGACGAUCCAAACAGCAGUUUUGCUUUUUUCCAGUUUAAUUUCUUUUAAAUUGCUUACAUAUUUUAUAAACUUACUUUCUAUUGAAAAAGUAUGUACAUUUUGGCUUGUAAUAUAUAUUAGAGAUUACGUGUGCCUUUGCACUGUGUGUUUAUGUACAGUUCGUAAUAAAGCUAAUCCUUUUCUAUUAUUGAUUAUAAA